Molecule: messenger RNA, 807 nt
Organism: Fonsecaea erecta
Lineage: Eukaryota; Fungi; Ascomycota; Eurotiomycetes; Chaetothyriales; Herpotrichiellaceae
Exons: 1
Coding region: 1-807 (268 amino acids)
Biological process (GO): glycerolipid catabolic process
Molecular function (GO): triacylglycerol lipase activity
Source: RefSeq, a predicted model, not a curated record
AUGGACUCGACGCGCACCAGGUCGACAGUCACCACCAAGGACGGGAUCACAUGGUAUUACGAACAAGAAGGCUCAGGCCCUCACGUUGUGUUGAUUCCAGAUGGACUGGGUGAAUGUCAGAUGAUGGACAAGCCCAUGUCCCUUAUCGCUGCUGAGGGCUUCACUGUGACGACGUUCGACAUGCCUGGGAUGUCGAGAUCAUCUAACGCGCCGCCCGAAACGUAUCAGGACGUUACUGCCCAGAAGCUGGCUGCCAUGGUGAUCGGCCUGAUGGACCAACUAGACAUUCAAUAUGCCUCCUUCUGGGGCUGCAGUUCUGGUGCACUGGCUGUCCUAGCGCUCUGUGCGGACUAUCCGGAGCGGGUUCGUAAUGGGUUGCCACAUGAGGCGCCGACAUUUCUCAUGGGCCAUAUCGCCGACCUCCUGGCCCAAGACGACUCCUCCAUCGCAGCCAUUACGGCGCGUCACACCAGGGCCGCUUCGGGAAAUGAAGCCGCAUGGGAUGCUCUGGGUGAUGAGGUGCACGAGAGGCUGGGCAAGAACUAUCCUCGCUGGGCCCAUGGCUACAUCAACAAACUGACCCAGUCGGCGCCCAUCAGUGACGACGACCUGCACAAGAGACCGAUCGACUGGACCGUGGGCUCGGGCACGCCCAUGUGGCAGUUCUUCAACAAUGUCGUGAUCGCAACCAAGGCUGGCAUCCCAAUCAAGAUGCUUCCGGGGAACCAUUUUCCCUAUGUUUCGCAUCCAGAGGAUAUGACCAAGUAUCUGGUCGAGACAACCCGAAAGUAUCUAGAGAAUAAGUAG